CCGAGCAUAUUUUGCUUUACUGCAGUCGCGUUCGUCUGAAAAAGAGGUAUAUAGGCUUCAAUAUGGAAUGAUAUCCGCAUAUAGUCAAAUAAAAUUCCCGUCGACGCACCACCAGCGGCCAACUCCACUCAGCAUGUCCGCCAAGGUCGGCACUUAACAAUUAGCGCUGUACAGUUUCCAUUGCAUAUGGCUCGGCAACGCAAACAUUGACUUUCCGUGGCUGCAGAGCGUUCGCAAGAUAUGGACAGCUGCCGCGAGCGACCACGAGACAUGGGCACGGCCAUGGGACGUCGUUUAAAAGCUCUUUCCACGCACGCACUCCCAGGGGAAGUCGGCGCAGCUUCAACACCGAAACAAUUCAUGCUGCCUUCAGUAUGUGUCGCACUGCUCGUCGUCAUCUAUCUGGUCGAUAGAAAUGGUGUGUACGCGAACCCCAAGACAAUGAAGGAUGAUUUUAAUCCCUUGAAGUUCAAGGGCAAAUGGUGGGUGGAUAGCUUCAGCCAAGCUAUCUACGGAGACGCAGAUCGCUGUGCCCAUUUCACGAUUCAAAAAGACCACGACAAUGUCUACAGAAUCAAGGCGGAAUACAUCGACACUGACAACGAGCUUGUGGAAAUGAGCGUCGACGUCAAUGAAGACGACCGGCACCCUUCAAGGUUCAUGCUGAAGAUCAACGCUGAUGUCAUCAUGGAGACGGCCAUUAUCGACACCGACUACGACAACUGGGCUGUUGUCUGGGCCAAGAGUGGAACAGCAGCUGCAUAUCACGUUGUGACCCGAAAGCCGAACGCCGAAGAUCAGUUUCUUCCGGCGAUUCAAGCUGCCCUGGACAAGGAAGGCCUCAAGAAAGAUGAUUUCAAGAAAGUGCCCAACAUGGACUGCUCCAAGAAGGACACAAUAUAAUCGAUGCAGCAAUAAUAAAUAUGCAACAAAAAUAAAAC
This is a messenger RNA of Dermacentor silvarum, 941 nucleotides long. RefSeq lists its product as uncharacterized. NCBI's taxonomy places the organism in Eukaryota, Metazoa, Arthropoda, Arachnida, Ixodida, Ixodidae. Bases 241 to 903 code for a protein of 220 amino acids. The transcript is spliced from 5 exons. The record is from RefSeq and is a predicted model, not a curated record.